Molecule: messenger RNA, 469 nt
Organism: Pistacia vera
Lineage: Eukaryota; Viridiplantae; Streptophyta; Magnoliopsida; Sapindales; Anacardiaceae
Product: PAX-interacting protein 1-like
Exons: 5
Coding region: 70-465 (131 amino acids)
Source: RefSeq, a predicted model, not a curated record
AGGUGUUUAAUAGAUGAGAAGAAUUACAUCCUGAGGGAUGCCAAAAAGGAAAAAGAAAUUGGAUUUAGCAUGGCUGUUUCGGUUGCUCGUGCAAGCCAGCAUCCACUUCUAGAGGGUCGGAGUGUAUUCAUUACCCCAAACAUAAAACCUCCUAAAGAAAUGAUGAGUAGCUUGGUCAAGGCAGUUCAUGGCCAGGUAGUGGAGAAAAGUCAGAUAUCUGCUUCUGCUGCAAACAUCCAAGAUAAUCUAUUCAUUCUUUCCUGUGAAGAAGAUCGUGCAAUCUGUGUUCCUCUCCUUGAUAAAGGAAUAGCGGCGUAUACUUCAGAACUUAUACUGAAUGGGAUAAUAAUCCAGAAACUGGAAUUUGAGAGACAUCAGCUCUUCAAGAAUCAUGCCAGUCGGAGUCAAACCAGAACAAGGUUAAGGAAAGAUGUGUGCUUGCAACGGGAGUUAGUCAAAUUGUAAGGGU